Messenger RNA from Vitrella brassicaformis, 2282 nucleotides. Lineage: Eukaryota; Vitrellaceae. The record is from the annotation of a GenBank genome assembly.
AUGCCACCUCCCGAUACUGCAGGCAGAUUCUUCGCCUCAUCCAUGCAUCCACACACGCUGGGACACACGCGGGGGCUUUGGUUGUGUUGUGUGGCUUUUGCAGGGACGGACUCAGCUCACGGCAGCACCAUGGGCAAGCGCCACUAUGGGGUCGGCACGUACACGAGCGGCAUGAUUCACAAGGGGCUCGAGACGGCAAACACCCGCCAGAAUCUCCAGAACUACUUCGGAAAGGGCAAGAGGCAGGUUCCGUAUCAUCUGGCCGCGGGGCAGGUGGACACGACGAGAGUGCUGCCCGUGGAGCGCCCCAAGGGCCAUGAGCAGCCCUUCCUCGGCAGCCAGAAUGUGCAGUGGACGCUCACAACACCCGACAAUACGUGCACCAGGCAGAAGACCAUCGCUAAGUUUGACGAGCGCAAGUACGAGCAGGCCACCAAGAAGCAUCCACGAUGCCCCUACCCUCCCUACAACGUGAGCUAUCCCUGCAUUGCAAGAAAGCCACUUCUUCCCCUUUUCCUCCCAUCAGGUGGUCCCUGCUGGCGCCGAUUUCACGACGACUGCUCACAAGCUGCAUGCCAGCAUCGCCCCCAAGGCCAACUGGGCAUUGAGUGCAACCGGCGAGCCGCGAGAGGUGCGGCCUCCCUUGGACCCCGUCGCACAGGGGGAGGAGACCCGCGUGACGUUCAAGGACGACAAGUGCAGCAAUAGCCCCCACGGCAACGAGAAGGCCAUGGGCAUGACAGGCUACAUGGACCCCGCCACGAUGAAGCGACAGCGCGGGCCAGAAAUGGAGAACACUAACACCAUGUCCGGCUACCCUUCUGUCCCUGCUGGCAUGUACGGCUACCGUGAUCAGGUCCUCCGCAUGCAGGACACUCGGGUAUGUAACCGACGGGCGGCAGGUUCUUCUCUUCCCUGCGUGUCGAUUGAUCGAUUCUUGCGUGAAUCAGGUUGGCGACACGAUGCGCCGCCCCAGCGGCUGUCCGCCCCAGCUGGAGUUCAAGGACACCAAGCAGGACCUCGGCACCAUGGAGCAGCUCGGCUACACGCUCCCGCCAGACACACAGAUGCACUACCACCAGCACGCCCCUCGUUACGACCAGACGCCCCAGCGGCCUGGCUAUGGCACUGGCGGCCGCGGCUUCCCGGCAGGCAUGUACGGAUUUCGCGAGAAGAUCUACACCGCCCAAGACACAAAUGUGCGUGAGUGAUACAGGGCAUGGAAACGGGGAGACAUACCAUACACGGAUUUCCCUUCCUUGUGUCGUGUCAGGUUGGCAAUUGUAUGUACCAUCGCGGCCCUUCGGAGCCUCUCGAUCACCACCAGCACCACCAUGAGCAUCAUCACCAUCAGCAGAACCAUCAGCAACAGCCGUAUGUCCACCCUGUCCAGGAGACCCACCAUGAGCACCACCACGAGCACCAGCACCAGCACCAGCAUCUCCAUCCCCAGGAGACCGCCGUCAUGCAGACCAUCCAUGAGCAUCAAGAGGCCCCGCCUGCCGUCGAGACGGCCACAGGCACAGGGGGUGGCUACGCCUCCAUCGGCCAGGCCAACAACAUCAAGACCAACCAGCUGCCUCCCCGCCCCCAGACAGCCAUCGGCACCGAGUACAAGCACCAUCCCGGCAUGGCCCCCGCGGGCAUCGCGAUUCACUCCGGCCACACGAAGGACUUCAUCGCGCCGUCGGCCCACGUGAUCAAGGGCUUCAACCGCUUCAACACCAGAGACAGCAUGAUGGGCUACUUUGGCCGCGGCAAACGGGGCGGCGACCCGAUGGAGUGCUACAUGCCGGAGGUGGUGCACAUCCCCGACUACCCGCCCGGAGAAUGGAAGCCCGUGGAAGCACCCAGCAAGGAAAACGCAUACCGAUUCAGGGCAAGGCAGAGACACAAAGAUGCAGGCGAAGAGACACCUGCGAAUGAUGUGUUCCUUUUGUCUCACUCUCAGCCUGCCGGCAUCGUUGCUCGUCGCGACAACAUCGAUGAGUGCAUCCGCCCUACCGUCGGCCUUCAUGCAGGUCAGCCAGCCCCCUGUGCUCUCCUUGGUGUCUUACGUGCAUGUCUCAUGAUUGAAUCCAUUGCAGGCAGCAUCACCCAGACGUCUCCCUAUGCGUAUGCGUCCAUCCACGGCGACCCGUCUUGGGGCCAGAACAAGCAGAGCGGCAAGGCACGGACCACUGGGUACGGCGGCUGUGCGGGCCUUGCAAGCAUGCCCAUGCCUCCUGAGGCCGCACAGGGACGACCCCCUCAGGACGACUGAAGAGGCAUACGCAGACAGG